AUGAAAAAGGCGACAUUGACAAACACAACAAUGACAAAGACGACCACGACAACAAAGUCAACGACAACAAACGAUAGCGACAACGAAAACGAAGUGAACGACAAAGAAAACAACGGCAACAAUGACAAAGACAGCAACAGCAACAACGACGGCAGCAAGAACAAAAUUGACAACGACGACAACAACGAAUUAAGUGCCCAAGAGUCCUACAAUACCAAAAUGCUUCAUCGAAACGAUUUGAAGACUAUCAAUGUAGCUGAUAAUUCUAACAUUUAUUAUAUUGAAGCAAGUGGAUCAAGAAGAAUAAUCAAGAGUAAAAAUGUUCUGAAAGUACUGGAAACAUCGACAGGCAUUGUCUUUGCUGUAAUAGAAAACGAGGUUGUUCGUGCAUUGGCUGAUGGUCCUACUAAACCUGUUAUCAUAUGGCCUAAUGGUUCUUCUCGACCUUUAGUAAAAAUUUUAGAGGAAAAAGCUGGAUUACAAUUUGACAAAAAACUGGAAAUUAAAAUGUAA
Messenger RNA from Belonocnema kinseyi, 513 nucleotides. RefSeq names its product biogenesis of lysosome-related organelles complex 1 subunit 2-like. Bases 1 to 513 code for a protein of 170 amino acids. Lineage: Eukaryota; Metazoa; Arthropoda; Insecta; Hymenoptera; Cynipidae. The record is from RefSeq and is a predicted model, not a curated record. The transcript is spliced from 2 exons.